Molecule: messenger RNA, 969 nt
Organism: Nerophis lumbriciformis (worm pipefish)
Lineage: Eukaryota; Metazoa; Chordata; Actinopteri; Syngnathiformes; Syngnathidae
Source: RefSeq, a predicted model, not a curated record
GCCAUGGCGCUGAGCCCAACGUUCGACAUCGACGCCCCGCGAUGGGACCAGACCACCUUCAUGGGGAGGCUCAAGCACUUCUUCAACAUCACUGACUGGCGGACGGCGCUGCUGCCUGACUCGCGCUUGGAUGAGGCCAAAGCGUUGGUGGAAAGCUGCAGGGCAGGUUCCGUUCCACCGGGUACCACCGAGGAGCAACUACACUAUGCCAAGAAACUUUACGACUCAGCUUUCCACCCAGACUCGGGCGACCGUAUGAACAUCAUCGGCCGCAUGUCUUUCCAGGUCCCCGGCGGCAUGGCCAUCACCGGCUGCAUGCUUCAGUUCUACAGGACGGUGCCUGCUGUCGUGUUCUGGCAGUGGGUCAAUCAGUCCUUCAACGCUUUGGUCAACUACACCAACCGUAACGCCGCCUCACCCAUCACUCCCAAGCAGAUCGGCGUCGCCUACGUGACGGCUACUAGCACGGCCUUAGCCACAGCGGUGGGACUCAAUCUCUACACGAAGAGAGCACCCCCGCUGGUGGCGAGAUGGGUGCCUUUUGCAGCUGUGGCGGCGGCCAAUUGUGUCAACAUUCCCAUGAUGAGGCAACAGGAAAUAUUGAACGGCAUCGCCGUCACUGAUGAGAAUGGCAACAAGCUGGGCCACUCGCAGAAAGCAGCGGUGAAAGGCAUCACGCAGGUUGUCAUCUCGAGGAUCACCAUGGCUGCACCGGGAAUGAUUAUCCUCCCUAUCAUCAUGCAGCGACUGGAAAAAUAUAAAUUUAUGCAGAGAAUCACAUACCUCCACGGACCCAUUCAAGUGAUGAUGGUGGGCGUAUUUUUGAUCUUCAUGGUACCAGCAGCGUGCUCCAUCUUCCCACAGAGAUGCUCCAUUGCAGUAUCAAAACUGGAGCCCGAACUCCGCGACUCCAUUACAUCCAAAUACGGCGAUGGCGUGCAGCGCGUCUACUUCAAUAAAGGCCUCUGA